GAAUGACAGUGGAGGCAAAUACCACAGGAGCCCAAGAAUCCAUGCGGGAGAAGGAUCUGCAGGAAGUCUCCCAGCAAAUUCAAACCCUGCAGAAAGCAUUUCAGAACAUGCAGGAGUUCACACAGCGUGAGCUUCAGAGCCUUAGAGUAGAUGUGGAGGGCAGACUAGGAUGGACAGUGGAGGAAGAUACCACAGGAUUUCUGGAAUCCAUGUGGAAGAACGACCUCCAGGAGGUCUUCCAACAAAUUCAAACUCUGCAGAAAGCAUUGCAGAACAGGCAGGAGUCAACACAGCGUGAGCUUCAGAUCCUUAGAGCAGACGUGGAGGGCAUACUAGAGCUUUUCAAAAUACAGCGCUACAAAGGUAAGCACAAGGGAGAUGACGGAGUGGAUGUCACCCUGGACGCUGACACAGCUCACCCCAGAUUAGAAAUCUCUGAUGAUGGGAAGAGUGUGAAAGAUACUGGUGCCAUCCGACACGUGCCCAGCAAUGAGAAGAGAUUUGAUUCCCACACUUUUGUGUUGGCAAAGGAAGGAUACGCAUCUGGGAGACACUACUGGCAAGUGGAUGUUGGCAAGAGAAGUAGCUGGGUCUUGGGUAUUGCCCAGGAAUCUGUGACUCGCAAAGGGAUGUUGACUCUGUCCCCUGAGAAUGGCUUCUGGGUCAUAGGGUUUGCAGAUGGGCGAGAGUGUUGGGCUCACACACAUCCUCGGAUCCGUUUGAGUGUGAGUGGGAAGGUGCACAGGAUUGGGAUCUUCCUGGACAUCUCAGCCGAGAAGCUGACGUUUUACAACAUCCAUAAGAAAGCAGCUCUGUAUGCUUUCACCAUUGCUGCUGGCAGCAUCCAGGAAGGGAAAUUCCUUCCGUUCUUCUCAACAGGCCCUGUUACUGCAAACCCUGACACUGAGCCUCUGAAAAUAGUACAGGGAUUUGAUCAUGAGUAA
This is a messenger RNA of Eurypyga helias (sunbittern), 944 nucleotides long. RefSeq names its product pyrin-like. The transcript is spliced from 4 exons. The annotation marks the transcript as partial. Lineage: Eukaryota; Metazoa; Chordata; Aves; Eurypygiformes; Eurypygidae. The record is from RefSeq and is a predicted model, not a curated record. Gene Ontology annotation, molecular function: protein binding.